Molecule: messenger RNA, 1880 nt
Organism: Bufo bufo (common toad)
Lineage: Eukaryota; Metazoa; Chordata; Amphibia; Anura; Bufonidae
Gene: TRAM1
Product: translocation associated membrane protein 1
Exons: 11
Coding region: 129-1247 (372 amino acids)
Biological process (GO): protein insertion into ER membrane; SRP-dependent cotranslational protein targeting to membrane, translocation
Cellular component (GO): endoplasmic reticulum membrane
Source: RefSeq, a predicted model, not a curated record
UGACGUGGUGUAAAGCAGUGGUAGUGUAUAGCGUCAUCUUAGAGAGAGAGAGGAGGAGGCGGUGCACCUGGAGGGUUGCAGCCCCAGUUGUCCCUGGUGUGUGCGAGAGACAAGUGCCAUCCGUCAUCAUGGGCAUCCGCAAGAAGAGCAACAAGACCCCUCCGGUGCUGAGCCAUGAGUUCAUAAUCCAGAACCACGCGGACAUCGUCUCCUGCCUGGCGAUGCUCUUCUUACUCGGGCUCAUGUUCGAGAUUACUGCAAAGGCGGCGGUCAUGUUUGUCACGCUGCAGUAUAACGUCACCAUUCCAGUGGAAGGUGUUCUCGCUGAAUCAGUAUCAUUGUAUCACUACGGCAUCAAGGACGUGGCCACAGUGUUCUUCUACAUGCUUGUGGCAAUAAUAUUGCACGCUGUCAUACAAGAAUAUGUCUUAGAUAAAAUUAACAGGCGCAUGCAUUUUUCCAAAACCAAGCACAGCAAGUUUAAUGAAUCUGGGCAGCUGAGUGCUUUUUACUUAUUCUCUUGUGUCUGGGGGACAAGCGUCAUUGUCUCGGAGAACUACCUUUCGGAUCCAACAAGUUUAUGGAAAGGUUACCCCCAUACUUACUUUCCAUUCCAGUUGAAAUUUUUCUACAUUUCCCAAUUGGCUUAUUGGCUUCACGCCUUUCCGGAACUGUAUUUCCAGAAAACCAAAAAGGAAGAUAUUCCUCGCCAGUUGGUUUACAUCGGACUGUACCUCUUCCAUAUCAGCGGUGCUUAUGUUCUAAACCUAAAUCAUCUUGGUCUGGUUCUUCUGGUUCUCCAUUACUUUGUCGAGUUUCUUUUCCACAUUUCCCGUCUUUUUUACUUCAGUAAUGAGAAAUAUCAGAAAGGGUUUACCAUAUGGGCUGUCCUGUUUGUCCUGGGCCGCCUCCUGACUCUCAUCCUCUCAGUUCUCACUGUAGGAUUUGGACUUGCCCGUGCAGAGAAUCAGGUUUUGGACAUAAGUACUGGAAAUUUCAACAUUCUGGCUAUAAGAAUCAGUGUGUUGGCAUCUAUUUGCAUAACUCAGGCAUUUAUGAUGUGGAAGUUCAUUAAUUUCCAGCUGAGACGAUGGAGAGAACAUUCAUCUCCACAGCCUUCUCAAAAGAGAAGACCUGUUGCUUCUAAAGGCAAAUCAUCUCGGAAGGAAAAAGAGAAUGGAGUCAACGGAACAGUAACCUCUAAUGGAGCAGAUUCUCCUCGCAGUCGUAAAGAAAAAUCCCAUUAAAAGAAGAUAAUUUGCAAUUGAUGUACUCUGCUCCCAAAGAGAAGUUGCCUUGUGCUGUACAGAGCCCCACAGCACUAGAAAUCUUACUGUUACAGCAGAUGAUGCAAUGUGUUUCCAAACAAUAUAAUGCUAUGGUCUCCAGACUGUACAGGGUGUUUUUGUUUUGUUUUUUUUCCCCGUUUUAAUUUUCCAUUACUUUUUAGCAUUACUUUAAUGCUAGAACUGUCAAAAUCAGAACAAAGCAGAAAAAGUGGGCUGAAUCUCAAAGUAGAAAAGAAAAAAAAAUUGGCUUUCCCUGUUUUGCACUGGUGAAAGAAAUAGAGACCGCUCCCCUGUCAGACACAAUAUUGGCCAUGGAGUCAAAGCCAAAUGUAUAUUUCAAAUACUCAUUUUUAAUUGCAACUGAUGCAGCGAAAAGCAGUGCAAAACCGGAUUCAUUGUAACACCACUUGCUAGUGUUGCUAAUAUCCUCCAUCCAUUGUACAGUUCCAGCAUCCUACUCUUUUGAUAUGCCAACUAAAAUGUUUAAAAGAUGUAAAUGCUGUGAUAAAUGUAUUUUCACUUCUGUUUUUUAUAAGCCAACUUUUUUUCUUAUUUGAUUAAAAACAAUAAAAUAGAAAAAUUGAAUUGUGA